UUUUUUUUGUAUUGAGGCCCACCCACUUCUCUCACUCGGGCAUCAAGAAGCUCUUUUCUGGAGUUGCCAUCCAGACGAGAGAAUCCCUAAAAGGCCCUAUUUUCCUCUGCCACUCUCAAUACUCGCAGAUUUUGUAUCCUGUGCGCGGGCUGGACUGGUAGGAAAUAUCGGGAAAUUGCCCGAAAAAUCGGUAAAAAUACCGAUAAAUACUCGACGAUAUUUUCGAAAAAUUACCGAAAUUUCCGUGGAGUAACGAAUAUUGUGUCGGAGCCGGCCCGCCGAAAUUUUUCGACAUAUCAAUCCUUGCCUAUAUUUAUCACCUAUCAGUUCAUUAUUUCGUCCUCUCUUGCCCUUCGCUGUAUAGAAGGUAUCAAGCCUUCCAGGUUAUUGAGGCUCAGAAACGGGCGGGGACAACAGUCGAACAACUUUCACUUUUCGAUUUCUAGUCAAACUAGGGUUGCCAUUUUGUAAAUUUGUUUGCAACUUCCAAUCCUAGAAGAGAAGGCGAAGCCAUUCCCACUGUCAUGGCGACCGGAACAAUUCUUGAAGAUCAAAAGAAACGCACUUUGGAAGCGUUGGAGCGAAGGUUUGCCGUUGCCAAGGCUGAGCUUCUACAACAGCAGGAACAUCUAAGCAAGAAACGAUUUCGCGGAGUAGAUGAAAAAGUUAGUCCCUGCACAAAUUCUUUCUCCGUUGGUUCUUCAACUCAUCCGACUGACUCAUCGGUUACGCCCACAUUGAACGCCUCAUUGAAGAAAGCUUAUUUUGUGGGUAAUCUUGCUUUCUCAGGUCAUGCAACUUCACAAGAUGUGGAAGCAAAUGGUCCAGCGUAUUCUCAGCUCUCUCAAACCGUUCAUGAGAAUUUGUUGGCUACAAAUGCAAAAAUCACUAGUAAAAGAGGAAGCACAGCGGAUAAAAUUUUGCAUGACCUUCUCAAAAAUGGCGAUUCAGCUCAUAAAUACAUGAUGGGAUCCAGAAGUAUGAAAUUUGACAAUUGGAUCCUUCUUGAUAAUGUUGUACAAGGACGUGGUGCUUCAGGUGCUCGUAUCAGGGAUUUGCUGAGCCACUCGAAGAACUCCAGAAAACACAUAUCCAUGAAGCAAAAUAAAAGAUGUGGAUCAUUGAAUUUGCCUCAAGAGCUCCAUAGGUAUGAUAUUUUCAAGCCGAUGCAUGACAUGUGGAAAGGCUACAUGAUGCAACUUCUUAAAAAUACUGGGAAAAAUCAGUUGGUUCAGCCUCUUCUCAGUGCAGACCUACAUGGUGCUAUUAUUCUAGUUGUUGAGUGUAAGAUAGCUGCCUUCAAUGGAGUGAGUGGUAUCAUGAUUCGUGAAACUGCAGAAACACUUGGUAUAAUUACACAAGAUGAUAAAUUCCGAGUUGUGCCCAAAAAGGGGUCUGUGUUUAUUUUCCAAGCAGAUUGCUGGAAAGUCACCUUGCAGGGAGACAAACUCACUUCAAGAAAUUUAGCCCUGUGAUCUUGAUAUUGGUCUUUGCAUCUAAGGAUCUAUCCAACUGUGCAUAGAGCUGCCUCAAGCUGUUGGAUUCAAGAUUUGGCCCAACAUAUUUAUGUUUUGAAUGUCUAAAAAAUGCGCUUACCAGAGUUCUCUGCGUCUCACUUUUUCUUUUAACUGAGAUCUCUAUCAAAGGCUCUCAAUUGUUGACUAAAUUGCAGGAAGGUGAAGUGGGCAAUGAAACCACGGAUAACAGAAACUUCAAAGAGGUACCUGUAACAUAAAUGGUUGAUUGGGCAGAGUUUGGUUGGUAGAUAUAGGCAGAGGCAGCUCAGAUUAGCUUCAUAGGCACUUUGAAAAGAAAAAGAAAUUAAAGGGUGAUUUCAGUCAGGUGGUCUUUAUGUAAGGCCUUAAUCAUUGUAAUAUGCUUUUCUGAUAACAACUUUUAACUUUUAAUUUUAGAGGGAUAUUAUUUUUUCUAGGAAUCAAAUGUGUUUGGUGUUUUCAGAAACUUUUAUUUGGGAAAUUCAUUCAGAAAGUUGUAAUAGCUUUUACCUUCAA
Vitis vinifera (wine grape) is the source of this 2012-nucleotide messenger RNA. RefSeq names its product ribonuclease MRP protein subunit POP4. Gene Ontology annotation, biological process: tRNA 5'-leader removal; rRNA processing. The transcript is spliced from 10 exons. Gene Ontology annotation, molecular function: ribonuclease P RNA binding. Gene Ontology annotation, cellular component: ribonuclease P complex; ribonuclease MRP complex. NCBI's taxonomy places the organism in Eukaryota, Viridiplantae, Streptophyta, Magnoliopsida, Vitales, Vitaceae. The coding region runs from base 525 to 1475 and encodes 316 amino acids. The record is from RefSeq and is a predicted model, not a curated record.